This is a messenger RNA of Dioscorea cayenensis subsp. rotundata (Guinea yam), 898 nucleotides long. RefSeq lists its product as uncharacterized. The coding region runs from base 35 to 673 and encodes 212 amino acids. The record is from RefSeq and is a predicted model, not a curated record. NCBI's taxonomy places the organism in Eukaryota, Viridiplantae, Streptophyta, Magnoliopsida, Dioscoreales, Dioscoreaceae. The transcript has 4 exons.
CUUUUCAUCUUUGUCGUGGAGGCGAGGCUGUUCGAUGGUCUGCAAUCGAAGCGAGGGAUUUGGGAUGUCGAAGAAGAGGAAAUCCGAUGCCAGCCGCCUCGAUGAGUCCGAUCGGACGAUGUACUCCACCUUCCGGAGCGCCGCCAACUCUUUGUCCUUCCUCUACACCCAAGCCAUGCACCAUCAGAAGCUCUCCUUUCAAGCUGGCCAGCGUCAUGCUUUGGAGAAGCUAUAUCAAUGGAUCUUGAGACAGCAUGAGGAAGGAUCAAGAGUAUCAGUAGCUGAUAUAGUUGCCCAUCUACAGAAUGAGAUCGAGUAUGGAGGGGAGGACAUAACAUCACCAAGAUCACCGCCACAACAACAACUAUUUCAAACUGUGCCACACUAUACAAAUACAAACUUACAAAUGGCUUCCGGCUUUCUUGGGCAGCAGCAAGCAGGACCUGCACCUCGAACCAACACUGUUUCUGACCAAGCCAAAAACUCUGUUUUCUCCAAUGCUCUUUACAGUCCUAUUCAUAGAAACCUUCAGACCUAUCAUCAUGCUCAGGGAGGAGAAUAUUAUCCAAAUGAGAUUGCACCAUCAUCAAACGGAACAAGGAACCAUGAACCAAACUCUUCCGGUCAAAACCGAGAAACCAAUGAUACAUCAAUGGAUAUGCAUUCCGAUUAGAUCUUGUCCAGGGCUUUUGUAGAGGCAAAGUGGAUACUUGUUUUGUAACGGAGGAGAAGAUCAUUUGUGAAAUGUAGUGCUGCUUCUUUUUUAUUCAUUCCUUUUGUCAACUUUUUUUUUCUUGAUCGUUGCUAGAGAAAGAAUUUGUCUGCAAUAUGGUUUGUGUACGUGAGACAUCAUCUGGAACUCUCUUGUAUAUACACAACAACUACUUGGUUAACUACA